Physella acuta is the source of this 2330-nucleotide messenger RNA. Its product is annotated as kelch domain-containing protein 4. NCBI's taxonomy places the organism in Eukaryota, Metazoa, Mollusca, Gastropoda, Physidae. The record is from RefSeq and is a predicted model, not a curated record. Gene Ontology annotation, molecular function: protein binding.
GUUUUUUAAUGUUUUGAGGAAGCGGAAGUUAAGGUGGUUACACUUUCGAAACCAACACAGUUUUUACAUGCGUUAAAGAAAACAAAAAUAAGAUAAGUUGUUACACAAAAAUGGGAAAGAAAAACAAAAAAGAAAAAAAAGGGAAAGGAAAAGAGAAAACAGAGUUGAAGACAGAGAAGAAAGCAGAAAAGCGUUCUAAAAAAGAACUGGCCGUAAAGGGUGAAGAGGACAUUGAGAAGCUUAUCGCUGAAUUUAAAGAACAAGAUAGAAAGAAACUUGAAGUAAUCGAGGAAAAAUGUUCUCCACCUUCACCACGGUGCAACAUAUCAUUAGUUUCACAUCCUGAAAGAGAGGAGCUACUUAUGUUUGGUGGAGAGUACUUUACUGGAAACAAAAUGUUUGUCUACAAUGAUUUGUUUAGUUAUCAAAUAAAAAAGAAUGAAUGGCUCCACAUAUCCAUACCAAAUGCUCCACCACCACGCAGUGCACACCAGGCAGUGACAGUCUCACACCAAGGGGGUCAAAUGUGGGUCUUUGGGGGAGAGUUUUCCAGCCACACACAGAGCCAGUUCUACCAUUACAAAGACCUCUGGCUCCUUCAUCUCAGAGAUAAAAAAUGGGAGGAGAUCAAGGUACCAGGUGGACCUUCAGCUCGGAGUGGACAUAGAAUGGUUGCCCUGAAGAAACAGCUUAUUGUUUUUGGAGGUUUCCAUGACAACAUAAGGGACUAUAAAUAUUAUAAUGAUGUGUACAGUUUUGAUCUGGAGACAUACACAUGGGCAGCACUUACUCCAUCCGGAUCAGGUCCAUCCCCACGCUCAGCGUGUGUCUUGUUACCAAUGCCAGACCUGGGAAAGAUAGUUGUGUAUGGUGGCUACAGCAAGGAGAGACUGAAGAAAGAUGUGGACAAGGGCACAACUCAUACAGACAUGUUUGCUCUCAUGCAAGAAAAAAAAAGAGAAGGAGCAUCAGACUCCAACCCAAAAUGGAAGUGGCAACCAAUGAAACAAGGAGGCUCUCGACCCACUUGCCGCUCUGGCAUGUGUGCUGCAGUGGCACCUGGCAACAAAGCGUUUCUCUUUGGUGGUGUGUAUGAUGAGGAAGAUGAUGAUGAAGAUCUAGAGAGCGUUUUCUUUAAUGAACUUUGGUCAUUGGACCUGGAAAAAGCGAAAUGGUUUUCUCAGCAACUCAGAGGAAAGAAACAAAUGCUAGGUGACAAAAAGAAAAGGAGGAAGAAAAAAGAUGAUGCAGAAGAUAAUGAUGAAGAGGUUGAAGAAGAAGAGGGUGAGGCAGAAGAUGAGAUGGAGGUUGUUGAGGAGUGUGUAGAGGACUUAAAGCUGGAACCGCCAGUGGGUUCAGAUCCUGCUGGUGAUGAUGGUAUAUUUAAAGUCACCAUUGCCAAACCAUCAGUUGUUGUGGGAGCUGGUACAGGAGGUGAUGUCCCAGCAGCAACAAUGGAGGUGGAUCAGUUUUGGCCUUCCAAACGAAUGAACACAUCACUAACAGUCCGAGAUGGAAGACUAUUCAUGUAUGGAGGGAUCUAUGAACAAGGUGACAAGCAGCUAACACUGAAUGACUUCUACUCACUGGACAUUCACAAGUUGGACGAGUGGUCAGUUAUAAUUGCUGAGGACCAGAACUUGCAGGUGUGGCAAGACUCUGAUUCUUCGGACGAGGAGACAGAAGGGGCAGCAGCGAAGAGCUCAGAGCAGCCAGAUAGUGAGGAUGACGAUUCAGAUGAGAGCAUGGAAAUUACUUUUGAUGAUGCUCCUGAUCGUAGAGAAGGGGAGGGAAUCUCAGAUUAUUUUAGCAGAAGUCAGGAAUAUUGGGUUCAGAAGGCAAGAGAAAUUUACGAGGAGGAAGGGGAGACCAUCACUGAUAGAAAACUUGUUCGGUUUGCUAAAGAAAUUUGUGAAGAAGCCUGUGAUAGGUGAAAGCAUGACUGCUUAUCUGUGAUGUGUAUCUGCGAUGCGGUGAAGUGAUUGAUUUGACUGCAAAUGUGUGGCUGCUAAGUUUGAAAAAAAAAUGUAUGGAGCCUAAAUGUGACAUGCAAGAUUCACAAUAACAUGCGUGAGAGAAAUGCCAAUUACUACUUCCUGUUCUCUCUUUCUGGCUGAAAAAGCUCUGGUAGAGCCAGUUAUCACAACAUAAAGCAAGAAAGAAAAUUGGUAAAACUUAGGAGUCCGUGAAUGUUAAGUAAUAUACAUAUUUUGAUGCCUUACUACAGUUGUACAAUAAAUUCUAUUGGCAUGAACUAGUACUAUCUGUGGUGAGUUUUAUCCUGUUUAACAUAAGAUAAUGACUUGUACAAAAUUGAAUAAAAACAAAAC